AUGAAGUUUGGUUUGCUGGAAGCAGGCCUUUUGGGCGCUGCUUCGGUGGCUAGUGCCAAGGAAUUGGCAUAUUCACCUCCCUUCUAUCCCUCCCCAUGGAUGACCGGCCAAGGCGAGUGGGCAGAGGCUCACAGACGCGCCGUCGAAUUCGUGUCCAACUUGACAUUGGCUGAGAAGGUCAAUCUGACUACUGGUGCUGGAUGGGAGCAAGAACGUUGUGUGGGAGAGACUGGAGGUAUUCCGAGACUAGGAAUGUGGGGCAUGUGCAUGCAAGAUUCGCCUCUGGGUGUUCGUGACAGCGAUUACAACUCGGGUUUCUCCGCCGGUAUCAAUGUUGCCGCGACUUUUGACAAGAGACUGGCCUACGCUCGUGGUAUGGCCAUGGGCGAGGAGCACCGGGAUAAGGGUGUUGAUGUCCAGUUGGGACCCGUUGCUGGUCCUUUGGGCAAGAACCCCGACGGUGGCCGUGUCUGGGAGGGUUUCUCUCCUGACCCCGUCCUCACUGGUGUGAUGAUGGCUGAAACCAUCAAGGGAAUGCAAGAUGCUGGUAUCAUUGCUUGUGCCAAGCACUAUAUCGGAAACGAGCAGGAGCAUUUCCGCCAGUCCAGCGAGGCUCAGGGCUACGGAUACAACAUUACCGAGAGUAUCAGCGCCAACAUUGAUGACACUACGAUGCACGAGCUUUACCUCUGGCCCUUCGUCGAUGCCGUGCGUGCUGGCGUGGGAUCCAUCAUGUGCUCCUACAACCAGAUCAACAACAGCUACGGUUGCUCUAACAGUCACACCUUGAACAAGCUGCUGAAGAGUGAGCUUGGUUUCCAGGGCUUCGUUAUGAGUGAUUGGGGUGCCCACCACAGUGGUGUUGGUGAUGCUCUUGCUGGUCUGGACAUGUCUAUGCCCGGUGAUGUUAUCCUGGGUAGUCCCUACUCGUUCUGGGGUACCAACCUGACCAUUUCCGUCCUGAACGGUACUAUCCCCGAAUGGCGCAUUGACGACAUGGCCACUCGUAUCAUGGCAGCCUACUACAAGGUUGGUCGUGACCGCCACCGUACUCCCCCGAACUUCAGCUCCUGGACUCGCGACGAGUACGGCUACGAGCACUUCAUGGUGAGCGAGAACUUUGUCAAGCUCAAUGAGCGCGUCAACGUGCAGCGUGAUCACGCCGAAGUCAUCCGCAAGAUCGGUGCCGACAGCACUGUGCUCCUGAAGAACAAUGGUGGUCUGCCUCUGACUCACAACGAGCGUUAUGUCGGAAUCUUGGGUGAGGAUGCGGGCUCCAACCCUGCCGGCGCCAACGGUUGCUCUGACCGUGGUUGUGACAAUGGUACUUUGGCUAUGGGCUGGGGUAGUGGAUCUGCCAACUUCCCUUACCUUAUCACUCCCGAGCAGGCUAUCCAGAAUGAGGUUCUGAACUACGGUAAUGGUCAGACCAAUGUCUUCUCUGUGACCGACAACGGAAAUAUUGAUCAGAUUGCCGCCAUCGCCGCCCUGUCCAGUGUUUCCCUAGUAUUUGUCAAUGCCGACUCCGGUGAGGGUUACAUCAACGUCGAUAGCAAUGAAGGUGACCGCAAGAACAUGACUCUCUGGAAGAAUGGCGAAGCAGUUAUCAAGGCCGCCUCGGAGAACUGCAACAACACAAUCGUUAUCAUGCACACCCCCAGCGCCGUCUUGAUUGACGACUGGUAUACUAACCCCAACAUCACUGCUAUCCUCUGGGCUGGUCUGCCUGGCCAGGAGAGUGGCCGGAGCUUGGUGGAUGUCCUUUACGGCCGCGUCAACCCCGGAGCCAAAACUCCCUUCACCUGGGGCAAGACCCGCAAGCAGUACGGCGCCUCUAUCCUUACUGAGCCCAACAACGGUAUCGGCGCUCCUCAGGAUGAUUUCACGGACGGUGUCUUCAUUGAUUACCGCCGCUUCGACAAGGAUGGCGCCGAGCCAAUCUACGAGUUCGGCUUUGGUAUGAGUUACACCGACUUUGAGUUCUCCGAUCUGGAGGUCAAGGCUUUGAACGCCGACAAGUACGUCAAGACCACUGGUUGGUCCAAGGCUGCCCCCGUUCUGGGCAAGGUUGGCCCUGUUUCCGAUUACCUCUUCCCCAAGAACAUCAAGCGUGUCACUCAGUACCUCUACCCCUGGUUGAACUCCACCAACCUUAAGGAGUCAUCUGGUGACCCUUACUACGGAGAGAAGACCUCGAAGUACGUUCCUGCUGGAGCUACCAACGGAUCUGCUCAGCCUCUUCUGCCCGCUAGCGGCCCCAGUGGUGGCAACUCAGGUCUCUUUGAGGAUUUGGUCCAGGUCACUGCCACCAUCACCAACACCGGCUCCAUGACCGGUGACGAAGUUCCCCAGCUCUAUGUCUCCCUUGGCGGUGCCAAUGACCCACCAAAGGUCCUGCGCGCCUUCGACCGUGUCACCAUCGCCCCUGGCCAGAAGCUCCAGUGGACCACCACCCUGAACCGCCGCGAUCUCUCCAGCUGGGAUGUCGCAGCCCAGAACUGGGUUGUCACUAAGACCCCCAAGAAGGUGUAUGUCGGUAACUCGUCUCGCAAGCUGCCUCUUUCGGCCAACUUGCCUACUGUCCACUGA
Molecule: messenger RNA, 2589 nt
Organism: Penicillium pulvis
Lineage: Eukaryota; Fungi; Ascomycota; Eurotiomycetes; Eurotiales; Aspergillaceae
Product: beta-glucosidase
Exons: 7
Coding region: 1-2589 (862 amino acids)
Biological process (GO): glucan catabolic process
Molecular function (GO): beta-glucosidase activity
Source: RefSeq, a predicted model, not a curated record